Elephantulus edwardii (Cape elephant shrew) is the source of this 423-nucleotide messenger RNA. RefSeq names its product mitochondrial intermembrane space import and assembly protein 40-like. Gene Ontology annotation, molecular function: protein-disulfide reductase activity. NCBI's taxonomy places the organism in Eukaryota, Metazoa, Chordata, Mammalia, Macroscelidea, Macroscelididae. Gene Ontology annotation, cellular component: mitochondrial intermembrane space. The record is from RefSeq and is a predicted model, not a curated record. The transcript has a single exon. Gene Ontology annotation, biological process: protein import into mitochondrial intermembrane space. The coding region runs from base 1 to 423 and encodes 140 amino acids.
AUGGCCUGCUGCCGGCAAGAAGUAAAGGGUAGAAUCAUAUUUGUGACCAAAGAGGACCAUGAAACUCCAAGCAAUACGGAGCUGGUGGCUGAUCACCCCAAUGAGCCAAAUAAGGAGCAUGGAUUGAUACUGCUAAAUGGAGACAUUAACUGGAGCUGCCCAUGCCUUGGAGGAAUAGCCAGUGGCCCCUGUGGGGAGCAGUCAAAGUCAGCCUUCUCCUGCUUCCAUUAUAGCACAGAGGAUGUCAAGGGGUCAGACUAUGUAGGCCAGUUCUGGGCCGUGCAGGAAUGCAUGCAAAAAUAUCCAGACCUCCAUCCCCAGGAGGAAGAGGAUGAUGACAAUGACGAAAAGAAGCCAGAAGGUUUAGAGGAAACAGCUCCAACUGAGACUACUGCAGCUAAAACAGAGGAGAGCUCAAGCUAA